GGAGACGUUGAGAAUUGGAAACGACUGUAGAAAUUAAGAAUAUAUAUCUACUAGGGGAGUUUUCCAUUUUCAAUUCAAUUCUAGCCAAAGGGAUUUAAGCUAAUCAUGAACGUUUGAAAUUGAUGAAAGAUAAUCAAGUCCUAUUUCACAGGUUUUUUUGGUGAAUCAACAACUUUUCCACAAAUCGGACUGCAAUAAGAUUCCAUUCAUUUAAGAUUAUGAUCCUAGUAGCUUGUUUUUGCAAUGAAUUUCUUCUUUCCAAAAUAAAAUUUUUAUUGAAAUCAAUUUUGUUCUUAGUUCCAGAACUGUUGAGAGCAAAAGUGGACCAAUUUUUUCAAUAAUAACCGGAGCUACUAGCUCGCAAGAAGAUCUGGAAUUAAUUUUAGAUAAACCUUGAACCUUGAGCAGGUGGUAUACUUUUCCUAGGCCGCCCAAGAGUAAUAAAAGCAACACAGAUCUAAGUUGUCAAGGCCUUCCCAAUCCAAUCCUCAAUCUUUCACGGGAUUUAUGGCCAACCCAUUUAUCAUAAUCGUUCUUCCUUUGAUUCUGUGCUGCCCGCUUUCAUCUUCAUCUUUUGAUAUUCUAAGUGAGGGUUCAUCACUAUCAGUGGAAACUACAGACGAUAUUUUGAUCUCAGCAGAUGGAACUUUCAGUGCCGGAUUUCACCCCAUUGGCCAAAACGCCUAUAGCUUUGCCAUAUGGUUCAACAAACCUUCCUGCAGUUAUAACUGUACCCUGAUCUGGAUGGCAAACCGUGACCAUCCUGUCAAUGGUAGACAAUCAAAGCUCUCCCUGAUCAAAACUGGUAAUCUUGUUUUGACAGAUGCUAGACAUAUCAUUGUUUGGGCCACAAACACCUAUUCCUUAUCGCCUACACGCUUAAAACUCUAUGAUAGCGGCAAUCUGGUCCUGCAUGAUUUUGAGGGUGUCAAACUUUGGCAAAGCUUUGAUUCACCGACAGAUACGUUGCUUCCUCUUCAACAAUUCAACAAGGACUCUAGGCUUGUCUCGUCAAGAAGCCAAAUCAACUACUCUUCAGGUUUCUUCAAUUUUUAUUUCGACACUGAUAACGUCCUAUGUCUUUUGUAUGAUGGUCCUGAGGUUUCAAGUGUCUAUUGGCCAAGUCCUUGGCUUUUGAGAUCGGAAGCUGGAAGGUCCACGUACAAUGAUACCAGAAUCGCAGUACUAGAUACCUUGGGCAAUUUUAGUUCGACUGAUGAUUUUACCUUCAAGUCAGCUGAUUAUGGCUCAAAGAUUCAGAGAAGAUUGAAGCUUGAUUCUGAUGGCAAUAUUCGACUAUACAGUUUAAGCGAAGGGGGAGAAAAAUGGGUUGUUUCAUGGCAAGCCUUCCCUCAACCAUGCCUCGUUCAUGGUAGUUGCGGACCAAACAGUAUAUGCAUCUUCAUUCCUAAUUAUGGUAGGAAGUGUUCUUGCAUUCCAGGACAUAAGAUGAAGAAGCACACAGAUUGGUCCCUUGGUUGUAAACCUGAGUUUGAUCUUUCUUGUAAUGAAUCUGAGGCUGGUUUUCUGAAACUCCGUCAUUCUGAAUUUUACGGCUACGAUUAUGGUUUGUUUCCAAAUUACACCAUAGAGCAGUGUAAGAACUUAUGCCUUCAAGUAUGCAAUUGCAAAGGUUUCCAAUUUAUAGCCAUUGAAACCAUCCAACCAUAUACUACAUAUUGUUAUCCCAAGACUCAAUUAUGGAAUGGACAUCGUGAGCCAAGUUAUACUGCAGACUUCUAUUUGAAGUUGCCAAAGGCAAAUCUGUCCGCAUACAAGCCCGUUAAAGAUUACAAGCUAGAAUGCUCUCCACGAGUUGAGCAACUGGACCGGACAUAUUCAAAAAGCCCUGAAAGAUCACCACUGAAAUUUGUCCUUUGGUCUGCCAGUGUGAUUGGAGGAAUCGAGUUCUUUAUUAUCUUUUUAGUCUGGUAUUUCUUGAUUAGAACUCAUCAAGAUUCAUGCCCAAGGGGAGGCUACCAUCUCGCUGCAGCAAGCUUCAGAAAAUUCGUUUAUGCUGAGCUUGAAAAGGCAACGAAUGGUUUCAGAAAAGAAAUUGGAAGAGGCUCUGGAGGAAUUGUGUACAAAGGCAAACUGUCAGAUGAUCGAAUUGCUGCUAUCAAAAGACUGAUUGAUGCAAAUCAUGGGGAAGCUGAAUUCCUAGCAGAAGUGAACACAAUUGGGAAGCUUAAUCACAUGAACUUGAUAGAUUUGUGGGGAUACUGUGUGGAGGGAAAGCACAAGCUGUUGGUCUACGAGUACAUGGAACAUGGAUCCUUGGCGGAAAACCUCUCUUCCAAAACACUCGAUUGGGAAAAAAGAUUUCAAAUUGCAGUGGGAACAGCAAAAGGCCUAGCUUAUUUACAUGAAGAAUGUUUAGAGUGGAUUCUCCACUGCGAUAUAAAGCCUCAAAACAUUCUCAUAGACUCUAAUUACCAGCCAAAAGUUUCAGAUUUUGGCUUGUCAUGGUUGUUAAACAGAGGUGAAGUUAAGCAUUCAAAAAUCUCAAGAAUACGAGGAACAAGAGGUUACAUGGCCCCUGAGUGGGUGUUCAACAUGCCCAUUACCUCCAAAGUGGAUGUUUAUAGCUAUGGAAUCGUUUUAUUGGAGUUGGUUACCGGAAGGAGCCCAUCAAUGGUAGUCCAUGGAAUAGACGGUGAGCAUGUGUUGCAAAGAACGUUAACUAAAUGGGUUAGAGAUCAGACGAGUUUAACGGAAACAUGGAUGGAGGAGAUCAUAGACCCAACAUUGGAGGGGAAAUAUGACAAGGCUGAGAUGUCGAUCUUGGUUAAAGUAGCUCUUCAAUGCGUGCAGGAAGACAAAGACGCAAGACCGGCGAUGGGUGAAGUAGUUCAGAUGCUGCUUCGCCUUGGGGACAAACAAUAAGCAACGAAGGCAUUGUCAUGUCCCUGUCCCUUUCUGUCGGUCCAUUACGUCGGCUUACCAGCAUAACUUACCAGCAUAACUAAACGCACUUAAUUGUAUAGUUAUACUAUGCUUUAUAUAUACAUAUACUAUUUUCUUUGUUAUGAUACGUUGUGGGUUACUAAUUAAGCAUAAAAUGGAUUGAAAGGAUAGUAAUUCCCUGAGAAUAAUAUGUUU
Durio zibethinus is the source of this 3102-nucleotide messenger RNA. Its product is annotated as putative receptor protein kinase ZmPK1. The record is from RefSeq and is a predicted model, not a curated record. Gene Ontology annotation, biological process: protein phosphorylation; recognition of pollen. Lineage: Eukaryota; Viridiplantae; Streptophyta; Magnoliopsida; Malvales; Malvaceae. Gene Ontology annotation, molecular function: ATP binding; protein serine/threonine kinase activity.